GGCGUAUCAAGCAGUUUAAAUACAAAGGAACAGAUGCUUCAUCCAAACCUUGUGAGGUCAGUCCAAAAGCACUGAAAUUUGGUGGACAAGCUGUUCAAAAUUGGAACCUUUUGAGACUUUUACCUCUCAUAAUUGGAGACAAAGUGCAGAACCCCCAAGAUGAUGUGUGGCAGUUAACUUUGCAACUAAAGGACAUUGUUGACCUAAUUUGUGCUCAGCAAAUUUCCAAGGCUCAGGUUACAUAUCUUGAUGCUCUCAUCCAAGAAUAUUUGGAAACCAGAAAGGCACUGUUUCCUAAUAUUAACUUGAGACCUAAACAUCAUUACUUACGACAUUAUCCAGGGCUAAUCCUAAAAUUUGGCCCUCUUAUCAGGCUUUGGACAAUGCGCUUUGAAAGCAAACACAGUUACUUCAAAAGAUGUACAAGGCAUCUGAAAAAUUUCAAAAACCUGUGCUUGACUCUUUCAGAGAG
Austrofundulus limnaeus is the source of this 472-nucleotide messenger RNA. RefSeq lists its product as uncharacterized. Lineage: Eukaryota; Metazoa; Chordata; Actinopteri; Cyprinodontiformes; Rivulidae. The record is from RefSeq and is a predicted model, not a curated record.